Molecule: messenger RNA, 2586 nt
Organism: Canis lupus familiaris (dog)
Lineage: Eukaryota; Metazoa; Chordata; Mammalia; Carnivora; Canidae
Product: basic proline-rich protein-like
Exons: 5
Coding region: 1-2586 (861 amino acids)
Source: RefSeq, a predicted model, not a curated record
AUGCUCACCACUAUACCACCAACGCUGCACAGCCCGGGCCGCCCCGGACGCCGGCCCAGGCUCCGCACCAGCGCCUCCUCGCCCUCUCGCCACCGCCUCCGCCGCCUGCCGCAGCCUGCCCCGACGUGCCGGCCGGCCGCAGCUCUGCGCCGUCGCGGGCGCCACCAGCGGCCGCCCGGCGCCCCACCCGCGCCACCCCCACGCAGCCCUGGCUGCUCCGCAGGCACGACCGCCCGCGCCUCCGCCGCCCGCCUCUGGGGGGCGCUCUCGCCGCCCUGCGGCUCCCGGGCCCUCGGCUGCCCGCCGGGGAGCCCGCCCCUUGCCCCUGCCCCGCCCGGCAGCCGGGCAGCUGUCCGUCGCGUGAGCGAGGAGCCCGUGGCGGCCAGCCUCCCGUCAGGAGGUCCCGGCUGGGCUGGGCCGAGCCCGCACGCGCCAGGGCGCCAGGGCGCCAGGGCCGACGAGGAAGGGCAGGGGGUGGGGGGGUCGGGUCGACGGCGGGCAGGACGGGCCCCGCGGUCGCCCCGCGCCUCUGGCCGCACGGGGCCGGGCGGAGGCACGAGGGAGGAGAAGGAGGACAAGGAGGAGAAGGAGGAGAAGGAGGGCCCUGGGGGCCGGCGUACGUUUGGGCAGCGCGGCGGCGGCGCCCGCGACCAAAAGAGGGCGUGUCUCGCCUCCCCGUCGGGGAAUCACCCGGUCUCCCGCGUGACAGGCGGGGAUACUCACCACUAUACUAACGAGGAGGCGGCGGCGGCGCGGGCGGACUUCCGCCGACGAGGGCCUGCCUGCCUGACGCCCACCCGGGCCUCGACGUCCCGCCGCCCGUCCUGCCAGGCGCCCGCCACGUGCCCCGGGCCACGGCCCACCCGGCCCGCCCCCCGGCCGCCGCGUCAGCGCGCACAGCAGUCCCCCGGCCCGACUCAGGAGAGUCGCGCCCCACGAGCGCCGCAGAGAGGAGGGGAGGGCGGGGGAGAGAAGAGCCCGAAGGAAAGCAAGAGGGCUGCGAGCGAGCGAGACGGAGUCUCCCCUGGAGGCGUGGGUUCGAAUCCCACUCCUGACACGCCCACCUUUGGCCCGCCCAACGCGGGCUCUCCGCACCCGGGCCUGGACGACGCUGUGUCCCGCCUACACGCCGCUGCGGGCUGCGGGCUGGGCGGGCUGCGGGCUGGCGGCGCCUGGCACACGUGGCCCGGGACCCACGCAGCUGCAGCGCCUCGGCCUCCGGCCCACAGGCUUGGCGCGCGCCCUCCCCCCCGCCACCUCCCGCGCCUCUCCCUCCUCCUCAUCCCACGGCGGCCGCGGGCCUCGGCAACUCGGCAAGUCGGCGGCACGGCUCUCCGGGGGCUCCGUUUGCCCUCUUCCUUCCCGCCGCCGCCCCCUGCAGGCCAGCGCGGGCCGAAAUGCCGGCAGCCCCGCGCGGGCCGGGCCACGCUCCCACUGAGGGGCGCGCCUCGCUCGCCUCCUCGCUCCCAGCCCCGCCCUACACCCCCCCCGCCCGCCCGCCGGGAGCGCGGGGUCCCCACGGCGGGCAGCCGAGCCCUCCGCGCGCCAGCCAGAGACGGGACCCCCGCCCGUUCGCUGGGCCCCCGGGGGGGCGGGGGGGGUCCACCCCGCCGUGGUGGCUCCGGGGAGCCUGAGCGCAAGGCAGCCCUGCCUCCCCGGGCCCCCUCCGCGCCGGAAGCCGCUGCGGGGCCGGGGCUCCAGGACGCCAGCGCGCUCCCUCACCGCGCCCGCCCGCCAGCCAGCCAGCCGGCGGCCGCUCCGCCCAAGCGCACCUGCCGGCCUCACCCCCACCGCAGCCCAGCCGGCCCCGACGGAGAGCUGCGGGCAGAGCUCACACGCCUUUCUUUGGCCUCUUGGCUUGGGCGCUACUCGGCGGCCCCCAUCUCCGACGACACCGACGCCGACCGCACACACGCGCACCCACACCCCCCCCCCCACCCGCGGCACCCCGGGAGCGCACACAAUCCGAGCUCCGGGCCCCAGCCGGCCCCCGCCGGCGCGCACUGCACGGGCCGGAGAGCCAUCCGCCCAUGGGCCUUGGGGGGCGCCGGGAGGGAAGGGAAGGUCCGCGCUGAGCUGCGCCGGCCACAGACGCCCGCGCUGCCUGGGAAUCGGGCGCGGGUCAGGCUUGGCCAGGCUGCUCCUCCCGGCAGGACAGUGUCUGGCGGCCCCGCCCCAGGGAGAGGGCGCAGGGUGAGCCGAGUCGGGGCCUCGCUGGGAGUGGCGCCGCGCGGGCCGAGCCCGAGCCCGAGCCCGAGCCCGAGCUCGGCGCAUCUGCACGGGCGCGGAGCCUGUCUUGCAGACCGCGGGCCCGCCGCCGCCCCCGCGCAGCGGUGCUCACACUGGCCGUGCCGGGACGACGACGAGCGCCGCUGGGGAAGCCGUCUGGUGGCCGCCGCCACCGGUGCAUGGGUGGUUCAGUGCACUUGGUCCACCACCAACCCCCAGGACCACCAUCCCCACACCAGCACCCAGCACCAGCACCAGCACCAGGACUACCACCACAUGCCAGAAGCAGUUGUACAGCAGCAGCAGCAGCAGCAGCAGCAGCAGCGGGACGUGCCCACCGCCAGCAGGCCAGCGUAG